AUGGAGCCACUUGUUGAGCUACCAAUUUCAAAAUGGCCGGCGUUGCAAGAGAAGUUAAAGAGACUGUGGCCUCUCAACGUGGCCGGUUAUUACGCGCUAUAUUUGAACUUGAAUUAUCCGGGAGUUAGAGAGGCGUUUCAGUUCAAAGUGUACUGUCCUUAUGGAGAUAUGGACAAUGGAUUUGUGUCUAUCAAUGUAAAGAACGACUCCCAAGACUGCAUUCUAUUCUCAACAACACAAGACACGAGUAAACUUCAAGAAGCUUUAGUAAACACUAAAUUGAUAGACUGGAGGAAGAAAGUGUGCGUUGACCUGGUUUCUUCGCUUAUAUUGAAGGCUUUAGAGAACAUUCGACCUCGUGUAAUGUUCUCUUGCUAUGAUGUCGGGUUGGUAAUGACAUAUUUCUUGGAUCGGAAGACGAAACCAUUUGAUGAUGUUGAGUAUCCGCCCGGCACCUAUCUGGCACCAGUGAAGCAACACCACAUUGAACGGAUAGACAGCGUUUGGCCCUACCGAUAUUCAGGUUCAAAAUUCUACUUCUCAACUCUAUCUUCAAACGGAUUAUCUUACGGUUUAUUUUCGAAAUCCGACGAAUUGAUGGCUUGGCUAUUUUUGAAUGAGUAUAAUUUUCUGUUACAUUUAUACUGCGAAGAAGGAUAUAGGAGGAAAGGAUACGCGGAGUAUGUUAUGAAGUAUGUCGUAAAUGAGCAAUUGAAAGCGGGUAAUGAUGUUUACGCUUAUGUCGUGGAGGGUAAUGACAAACCUCGGAGGUUGUUUGAGAAACUCGGGUUUGUAGACGUCGAUAAAGGUGCGUAUAUUUAUGUACAGAAAUGAUAUAUAAAACAGAAA
Messenger RNA from Pectinophora gossypiella (pink bollworm), 849 nucleotides. RefSeq lists its product as uncharacterized. The transcript has 3 exons. Gene Ontology annotation, molecular function: acyltransferase activity, transferring groups other than amino-acyl groups. Lineage: Eukaryota; Metazoa; Arthropoda; Insecta; Lepidoptera; Gelechiidae. Bases 1 to 834 code for a protein of 277 amino acids. The record is from RefSeq and is a predicted model, not a curated record.